AUAUGUACAAUCUAAAACCGGCUAUUUGUGAAUGUGAAACAGAAAUUGAGCAAUGGCAAUAAUGAAGAAAACACAAUUAGCUUCUCUUCUUCUAAGUUUGCUUCUUAUGCUUCUAUUUCUAUCCUUUCAUGAUCCAGUCUCGGGGGCUAGAGUCCAUUACGUAGUUCACAUUCCCGUUCAUUCUUCGGGAUCCGCUCCACCGUCUUCAUCGUGUGGAAGUGGUAUUUAUCACGUUGCCGGAGCAACAGAGAGGUUGUGUAGACACCCCAAAAAACCGUCUGCUGCAAAACCUUGAUUUCUCAUCGUAAGAGUUAGUAACUUUGAAGAAGACAAAUUUCCAAAAUAUCAAAUGUUUGUUAGUUAAUAACGAUAAGUUUUUUUUUAUUUUCUCGUUUUCUGUUAUAGCUAAAAGUCUUACGCAACUUUAUUUGCUUACUGUAUUUGUGUUUGAGAAUAAUUUCUCAAAUUUGAUUUGUGGGUUUUGGACCAUGAAAGUUGUUUGAUCAGACAGGUUAUUUCCAAUUUUAUGGCUAUAUACUAUAAAUGUAAAGUUGUGAUUAUAAAGGGAUAUGACCUCGUCACGUAAUCUAUAAAUCCGAUUUUUUCUUCUUUUA
Molecule: messenger RNA, 614 nt
Organism: Arabidopsis lyrata subsp. lyrata
Lineage: Eukaryota; Viridiplantae; Streptophyta; Magnoliopsida; Brassicales; Brassicaceae
Exons: 2
Coding region: 53-295 (80 amino acids)
Source: RefSeq, a predicted model, not a curated record